CUGUGUGUAUUUAUUGAAUUAGCUUGAAAACGAUGAUGAAGUCUAAGUGAAGAUAAUUUCCUCAAUUGUAAUUAUUAAAGAACAACAAUGUCUUUAGUUCCGUAUUUAAGAGAUUUUGUCAACGAGAGACUAACUGCUGCUGCUGAAGAAAUAUUAGGAGUUUUUGAAAGAACAAUCGUCGAGUAUGAAGAAGAGAUCCAGCGUCAGCGAAGACUGCUGGAUAUCGUUUUGAAACCUGAAUUGAAGUUACACAGGAUAGAGAUCCCACUACAACAUGUCUUUAAGGAGGAGGAGGAUCUCACUCACCAGCAGGUCUGUGUUCAGGAGAGGAACUCCAGUCUGGACCAAGAGGAUGAAUGGUUCACCAGUGAGGAGGGAGAGCAACUUGUACUGAAGCAGGAGACUGAUGCCUUUAUGUUGACUCCUACGUACGAGGAAAGCGACCACAGUGAUCAUCAGACUCUGAACUUUAGUAUCGAUGACAGUCAGAGUGCGGUGGAUGAAGAGCCUUCAAGCAUCAUCUCAGUUAAAAGCUCUGUGGUAUCAGAACCAAAUGAUGACCAGCAGCUCCUCUCUCACAACUCUCAUGAAGCUGAGAGCCGAGAUCAGGACGGAGGCAAGAAUGGAGACUCAGGAUCAACUAAUGCAGAGCCAGAACAACAGAAACAACAUCACAAAAGCAACUGUUACAUAAACAAUGUAUUUAAUCCCACUAUGUCAACAACUCAAUGUAACACUCAGACAUUCAAAUGUGAUAUGUGUGGGAAAGCUUUUAAGUGUAAGACAUAUUUGCAGAGACACAUGAUAGUACACAAAUGUACAAAGCCGCAUACUUGUAAAAUAUGUGGGAAAAGUUUCCAAUUCAACAGUUACUUAAAAGUCCACAUGAGAGUUCAUACGGGUGAGAGACCAUAUACUUGCAAAACAUGUGGAAAAGGUUUCAGAUGUAGCAGUGACAUGAAAUGUCACAUGAGAACCCACACAGGUGAGAAACCAUAUACUUGCACAACAUGUGGGAAAGAUUUCAGAAGUAGCGGUGAGAUGAGAAGCCACAUGAGAACCCACACAGGUGAGAGACCAUAUAUUUGCAAAACAUGUGGAAAAGGUUUCAGAUGUAACAGUGACAUGAGAGGCCACAUUAGAACCCACACAGGUGAGAAACCAUAUACUUGCACAACAUGUGGGAAAGAUUUCAGAAGUAGCAGUAACUUGAAAGGCCAUAUGAAGAGGCACACAGGUAAAAAGCUGUAUCACUGCCGCAAAAACGUUCCAGUUGUAACCACACAUUUUUUUUAAUAAAAGCACGCACAUCCAGGUGCUUUAAUACUCUGUACUAAGGUUAAAAGUUGUAUCAAUUAACUUUUAUCUACGUAUAUCUCAGUAUAUUUGAGCAGCAUUCUGCAGAAAUAUUACAGAGAUCUAUGUCUUAUUAGUCUUUUUUUUUUUUACAGUGAGUGCACAGAAGUGGCUGUUAAACUAAGUGUGAUGUGGCUGACCGAUUGUUGUGUGUGCAUUUGUCAAAUGUCAAUUUUUAAAAAUACCAGCAUCCUGUUUUUUUUGUAAGUAGUUCUAGUGUGCAUUGUUUAAAAGACUGACAGCCUGAUCUAGAUAGUUUGAUGGAAGGGAAACGAGAUUGAAAACUGAAAAUAGUAUCACUUUUGUAAUUGAAUAAUUGUUCACAUGUUACAUUUUUCACAAUCUUUUAAUCUGAAAGCUAUCGUUACAAUAGCAAUGGUGCAUUCACAGGCAGACGGUAGACAGCAGACGGACCACACUUUAGACGACACGCAAGACACAUGACAAUACGU
Messenger RNA from Anoplopoma fimbria (sablefish), 1808 nucleotides. RefSeq names its product zinc finger protein 3-like. The coding region runs from base 88 to 1296 and encodes 402 amino acids. Gene Ontology annotation, biological process: regulation of transcription by RNA polymerase II. The transcript has 2 exons. Lineage: Eukaryota; Metazoa; Chordata; Actinopteri; Perciformes; Anoplopomatidae. Gene Ontology annotation, molecular function: RNA polymerase II cis-regulatory region sequence-specific DNA binding; DNA-binding transcription factor activity, RNA polymerase II-specific. The record is from RefSeq and is a predicted model, not a curated record. Gene Ontology annotation, cellular component: nucleus.